UCAUAUUCAGUAAGCGAUUCUGUUGCGGCGCGUGGAGACGGUGAAAGCUAUGGCCAAUCUUCCUCCUACACUCGCUUCCCCCGGAGCUUCUUCUUCCAGCAACAAUCGCAGGCUUUUGACGGCGGAGCAGCUGGUGCUCGACAUCUGCGAUCCCAACCUCAGGGAGAAUGCUCUCCUCGAGCUCUCCAAGAGGAGAGAAAUCUUUCAAGAUCUGGCUCCGCUUCUGUGGCAUUCUUUUGGAACCAUUGCUGCUCUUACACAGGAGAUCACCUCAGUUUACCGUCUCUUGACUCCUCCGAAUAUGACUUCUGCUCAAUCAAACAGGGUCUGCAAUGCCCUUGCGCUUCUCCAGUGUGUUGCUUCUCAUCCCGAAACGAGAAUGUUGUUCCUUAACGCUCAGAUGCCACUGUACCUGUACGCUUUCUUGAACACAUCAAGCAAGUCAAAACCCUUUGAAUACCUGAGGCUGACUAGCUUGGGAGUUAUUGGCGCACUUGUCAAGGUUGAUGAUACAGAAGUAAUCAAGUUCCUUCUUAAGACUGAAAUUGUCCCAUUGUGCCUCCGGACAAUGGAAAUGGGCAGCGAGUUAUCGAAGACUGUUGCUACCUUCAUUGUUCAGAAAGUUUUGCUGGACGAUGUCGGGCUUGAGUACAUGUGCACCACAGCGGAGAGGUUCUUUGCUCUGGGUCGAGUAUUGGGGAAUAUGGUUACUUCACUUGCAGAAGGACCUUCUCCUAGACUGUUAAAGCACAUCAUACGCUGUUAUCUCCGCUUGACAGACAACCAAAAGGCCUGCGAAGCACUCAGAAACUGCCUCCCAGAUCUUCUAAGGGAUCCCUCAUUCAGCAGCUGUCUCUGUGAUGAUCCAUCUGCAAGGCAAUGGCUGCAGCAGCUGAUCCACAACAUUAGAGUUGGCCAUCCAGCACCUCGAGGGUUCGAGCAAAUGCGUGUGUGAAGUAAAUGGAACCCCCGAGUUUAUAUUCUGCGCAAAAACUUUUACUCAUUGGACAAAAAGUUAGGCGGAAUCAGAAUUUACAAAUGAAGAAAAGCAACACAUAACCAAAGAUUUUGAGGAUU
This is a messenger RNA of Brassica oleracea var. oleracea, 1077 nucleotides long. RefSeq names its product cell differentiation protein RCD1 homolog. The record is from RefSeq and is a predicted model, not a curated record. The transcript is spliced from 9 exons. Gene Ontology annotation, cellular component: P-body; CCR4-NOT core complex; CCR4-NOT complex. Bases 50 to 955 code for a protein of 301 amino acids. NCBI's taxonomy places the organism in Eukaryota, Viridiplantae, Streptophyta, Magnoliopsida, Brassicales, Brassicaceae. Gene Ontology annotation, biological process: negative regulation of translation; mRNA catabolic process.